Molecule: messenger RNA, 1014 nt
Organism: Coregonus clupeaformis (lake whitefish)
Lineage: Eukaryota; Metazoa; Chordata; Actinopteri; Salmoniformes; Salmonidae
Product: peroxisomal biogenesis factor 19-like
Exons: 8
Coding region: 85-945 (286 amino acids)
Biological process (GO): protein import into peroxisome membrane
Cellular component (GO): peroxisomal membrane; peroxisome
Source: RefSeq, a predicted model, not a curated record
AACUGUGAACUCUUACAAAACGGCGAACAUUUUAUACUCACGUCAUUUUACUGCGUCUACAGUACAUUUGUUUGGAAAAAGAAGAUGGCUUCAGGGUCAGCCGGACAAGACACAGAACUGGAUGAGUUAUUGGACAGUGCGCUCGAUGACUUUGACAAGACAAACUCGGCCCCCUCGGGCCCAGCCCCUGCUGCUGCCGUGCCCCCAUCAGCCAAGGGCAGUGAGGAGAAACCCCCUCUACUGGAGGACAGUCAGUUCUUCGAGGCUCUGUUUGAAGGGGAGAUGGCCUCUCAGGCAAAGGAGGAGUGGGAGAAAGCCAUGACUGAACUUGCACAGGAAGAGCCUGAGCUGCUGCAACACUUUCACAAAUUGUCAGAGGCAGCAGGGAAAGUUGGUACUGAUGUAGCCUCCCAACAAGAAUUCACUUCCUGUCUCAAAGAUACCCUCAGUGGAUUGGCGAAAAAUGCAGACAAUUUACAGAGUGCAGGAUUGGCUGGAGAGGAUCUGGCAAAGACUCUGGAAGGGCUGGAUUUGGAUGAGGGUGGAGAGCGGGGCGGGCAAGAUGGAAACAUCCUGCCGAUCAUGCAGUCCAUCAUGCAGAAUCUUCUCUCCAAGGAAGUGCUCUACCCAUCUCUCAAAGAAAUCACUGAGAAGUAUCCUGAGUGGCUGAACGGCAAUCAUCAGUCCCUCCCCCCAGAUCAGUUCCAGCGCUACGAACAGCAGCACAAGGUCAUGGGAGAGAUCUGCAGCCAGUUUGAGAAGGAGGGAGAUGGGGAGAAUAGCUUUGAGAGCAUUCUGGAACUCAUGCAGCAGCUACAAGACCUGGGCCAACCACCGAAAGAGCUGGCUGGUGAAUCGCCACCUGGCCUAAACUUUGACCUGGAAUCCCUGAAUCUCCCAGGAGCCUCUGGGACUGGAGCUGCAGAGCAGUGCUCGAUCAUGUGAUCUCAGAACAGCCAGUUCAUUUGAAACACAGACUAGGGGCUGACGAGAGAGGACCAUCAAUCACUAGAG